Annulohypoxylon truncatum is the source of this 3088-nucleotide messenger RNA. RefSeq names its product THO complex subunit 1 transcription elongation factor-domain-containing protein. The coding region runs from base 236 to 2713 and encodes 825 amino acids. The transcript is spliced from 5 exons. Lineage: Eukaryota; Fungi; Ascomycota; Sordariomycetes; Xylariales; Hypoxylaceae. The record is from RefSeq and is a predicted model, not a curated record. Gene Ontology annotation, biological process: regulation of DNA-templated transcription elongation; mRNA export from nucleus. Gene Ontology annotation, cellular component: THO complex part of transcription export complex.
UAAAUGUUCCUCUUCAAUCUUCAAUGUACUUGAGCUGAACGUCUGUCUUUUGUGUUGUUCCGACAAAGACCAGCCAACAUUGAACCCAAACCAAACUUUUGAGAAUGUUCGUGUUUUGAGCAUGGUCAAAAUAGCUUUUCUCUAGUCAUUCAUUUAGCCACCACCAAAUCCGCAUCCCCAAGAUCGCCAUCAAUAGAUACGGAGGAACUUUCGAAUACCCUCGCUACUAUUCGAGAUGCCUUCCGCGAAGAAUUCGGAUUAUGAGGUACCCCAGGUAGACGCCUUCACGGCGCUGCUAAAGAAUACCUUGGAUCAUGCGCAGUCUAUCAAACCGAGCGCAUCGAUCGAGCCUCCACUCACACAGGUCGAUUUUGAGAGCCAACUUGCACAAGUUCCCACCAUAUUCGAGUCAGAGAAGGAAAAGGCUCACCAGAACGCUGUCAUAGAGAUAGCUACACGGAAUAUUUUUAGUAGCUUAGUAGCCACAACUACAAUCGAUUCACCCGAGUUCGUCCAAGUUUGGAACCUCUUCGACUUCCUAUCGGUUUUGUCCGAUAACGAUCAAUGUGACCCUGCCCUCCUCUUCUGGCUUGUGGAAGAACUUCUCGACAGCCAGACGACUGAAAAAUGUCGCAAGAUCUUCGAUUACCUCGAGUCACGACGAGAGCAGAUAAUAAUACAUAACCUUAUUGCGAAGAAGCUGGUCAUCCUCAGAUUCUGCAACGAUCUUCUUCGUCGACUGUCCCGUGCCGAGGACACGGCUUUCUGCGGUCGGGUUUUUAUCUUCAUGUUCCAAUGCUUUCCCUUAGGAGACAGGAGCUCGGUCAACCUGCGCGGGGAAUAUCACGUUGAGAAUGUCACAACAUUUGAAGACAUCCCUACCCAAUUAAACGAUUCGGCGGAUAUCAUGGUAGUGGACACAGAACCCGAUUCCGGUAAGGAUGGGAAAGGGGAAACCAAGUCGACAACCAAGGCUGUUUCGUUCGAUUCAAAGAACAAGCCAGCACCCGAAAAGCCUCUCGAUACAGACGCGCUAUAUCCUGUUUUCUGGUCACUUCAGCAUUACUUCAGCCAACCUACGGCGUUAUUCGAUUCGGCUGAACUGGGCAAGUUUAAAGCUGGAUUGGAAGCAACCAUGUCUGCAUUUGAGACAGUGGAGAAGCUCCAGAGGACUACCAAGGGCUCAGAUGAGAACAAGUUAAUACCUCAGAAAAGGAAACAAUCAGAGGGUGAUGAUGACCUACGCAGUAGCACCAACAAUCCUAAAUACCUUACAAGCAGAGAGCUUUUUGAGCUAGAGAUAAGCGAUCUAUAUUUCAGACGCCAUAUUCUCAUUCAAGCCUUUAUCAUAUUGGACUUCCUCCUGUCGCUUACUCCCAAGGCCAGGGCGAAACUUUCCAAUAUCAAGGUUCAGAACAGAUCCGUGGUAUACGCCGACCAAACACUAGGUACCGAUGAUAUGAACUGGGCAACGUUCAUGAAGAUCCGAAUUCAAAAUUACAUCCAAGCCGAGAAUGAUGGGUUUUUCUUCUUUCGUGUUCUCGAGAGCGUCAUCUCGAGAGAUAAGGGCUGGGUGCGUUGGAAAGUCGAGAGCUGCCCGCCGAUCAAGAGAGAUCCAGUUUCUCCCGAGGACUUCAACGAGGCGAAAGCUAGCGCCAAGCGUAUGACGACUAAUAAAAGGUUGCGAGCCGUGCCCAUGGGCUCGUUGUCUUUGGAGUUCUUGAAGGAAGAAGACAGCGAAACGGCGAUGGAGAAGUUAAAGGACCCGGAGAGAUGGAAGCUUCCCGACCUGGCCGUUUUCAAGGACAAGAUUGCUUCGGACGACCUUGACCUCGACUUCGCAAAGAGCGAGAAGGAGAAAUCCGAGAUACUCGAUGCCAAGGCCAGCAAGACGUGGAGGGCCCUUAGGAUCGCCCGGAGAUCCAAGCUUGCCGUCUUCGACAAGAUCGACGACUGGCAAAAAGUCGACGUUAUCUUCCAAGAGCAGCCAAAGGCUGCAGAUGGAGUCGAGGGGGCACAGACGAACGGCCAACUUCCCGAAGACAGACGGCCGAUCAUCAUAACGGGCCCGAGCAAGGUUGGCAAGUCAACGCUGGUCUCCAUGCUCUUAGAGAAGCACGAGGGUGUGUUUGAAAAAGUCAUUCAACAUACCACGCGAAGUCCGAACGACGGAGAGGUCGACGGCCAGGAUUACCACUUUGUGGAUUCCAAGGCGUUCAAUGCCAUACUGGACGGCGAUUACUUCCUCGAGUUCUCCAACCGGGACGGAGUGGACUACGGAACAAACCGGAAGGCGGCCGAUGCUUUGGAAGAGUCCGGGAAGGUUCCCGUGAUCCAGCUGGAUCGCGAAGGUGUUCAAAUGGCCAAGGACAACGGCUACGCCGCGCGGAUCGUCUUCAUCUCGCCGCCCAGCAUCGAGGAGCUAGAAGCCCGGCUCAGGAAAUCGGACGGCUUUACCGAGGAAACCAUACAAAGCGCGCUGAAGGCGGCCCAGGAGGACAUGGAGAAGGCGCAGUCCGAAGGCUUCUGCGACGCUGUUAUUACGAACGGAGAGCUGGAGGUGGCGUACAAAGCGCUAGAGGAAUUCUUGUACGGCGGCGCGCCUGCUGAAACGAAUGGGGUCAAUGGUAACGCUGACGCUGAUGCUGCGCCGGCCGGCGCUGGAGAAGAUGUGGCGAUGCAGGAUGCGGCGAGCGGUGAGGUUGCAGCGUAGGUAAUGGGCGGUGAUACCUCACGGGUUUUGACCGAUUUACAGGUUUAUUAAUAACCCCAAUCGAUGAACAUGGACGACACUUUGACUUGGGGAGUCGUUGGGCUACGAUUGGAUCUCAAGUUCUCGAACACCAUCUACCUAUUAGGUCAAAAGGAGGCGCGAAUUGCAAACUACUACCUACCCCUAGAACAGGGGCUGUUAUGGCGUGUGUUUAAUGUACUACUAUUACGAUAACUACAUAGGCCGGAAGACAAGACACGGGCGCAAAAGAAAGUUGCUAAGUUGGUUGGCAAGGUUCGGAUACAUACAUGGGAGUGAGAGUGCCGUUAUUCCAUAGUUGAGAUACCCCAUAUAAUGAAUGCGCUGCUACAUGAG